AGGGGCGGAACACAUCGCGCUAUUCUCUUUAGUGUUUGCCCUGUCUAUACUCACACUCUCUACCUCUCUCCCGUAUUUUCAUACUGAACCAGUCCACAAUACCUCCAAACCCGGAUUAAACCGAGGAGACACUACUCUUUAACAUCCAAACUCAUGGAGUAAAUCACAACCGGAGAGAGAUAAACCGAGGUAGAACUUUGCAGUCAAUCUACAAUCUCAUACUGUCUCCUCUCUUUAUACUCCAUCGAAAAAUUGUUCUUUCACCUGCAACUGCAAAGUCUGUACCUGGUUAUUAAAUCAACCCACCACCUUGUCAGCCAAUCAGAAUGUCACAGCUUCAGUUCCAGGCACCUGGCAACCCCAGUGCCGCCCCUUUACAGUUAACUCCGCCCCAACCCGGGUUCAGUAUUCCCUGUGCCACCGCUUCCUUACCAUCAGAGAGUGCCAGUCAUCCAAUUAGAAACUCCGCCCUGCCUUCUGCCUCAGCCACGCCCUUCUGCAACCCCACAGUCUCUAACAUGGCAAACCCUAAAGAGAAGACCCCGAUGUGUUUGGUGAAUGAGUUAGCCCGUUACAAUAAGAUUCAACCGGAAUACAAGUUACUCAGUGAACAAGGACCAGCCCACUCCAAGAUCUUCUCAGUACGGUUAACUCUGGGGGACCUGCACUGGGAUGCAGAGGGGACCAGUAUAAAAAAAGCCCAGCAUUCAGCAGCAUCAUGUGCCCUCGCCCAAACUUCCCUGCCAAAACCCACUCACCGAACCCCCCGUCACCCCGGCAAGAAUCCAGGUGGACUCUACAAGGGCUCAGAUUAUGGCAUAACCCACACUGUGGAGCUAAAUGCACUUUGUAUGAAGUUGGGCAAGAAGCCCAUCUAUAAACCUACAGAUGCCUACCAGGGGAUGAGACCAGCAUUUAAUUACAACAUCAGAGCACCAGGCCCCUAUGCUCGCUCCAUGCAACAUUAUUACUACCCAUUUCCCCCGGUUGGGCCAGUACUGUAUCACAUGGAGCUGUCGAUCGGAGGGCAACAGUUCCACGGCAAGGGCCGCACGCGUCAGGCAGCCAAACACGAUGCUGCCGCUAAAGCUCUAAAAUAUCUGCAAAAAGAGCCAAUGCUGCAGCAAAUGGCAGAGAUGAGUGAGGAACAGGCAGAAGAAAACCUCAACAAAUCCGAGAUCAGCCAAGUGUUUGAAAUUGCUCUGAAACGCAACAUGUCCGUGGAUUUCGAGGUGCUGAAAGAGGCGGGGCCUCCUCACAUGAAGAGCUUCGUGGUGAGAGUUACGGUGGGUGAGUUCUCAGGCGAGGGAGAGGGCAAGAGCAAGAAGAUCGCCAAAAAGCUGGCUGCCGUCGCCGUGCUGGAGGAGCUCAACAAACUGCCCCAACUUCCCGUCACUGAUAAGAUGCCACUACGCAUUAAAAAGAAAAGCAAAUCCAUUAUUAAGCUUCAAACUAGCCCAGAGUACGGUCAGGGCAUGAACCCCAUCAGCCGACUAGCACAAAUCCAGCAGGCCAAGAAAGAAAAAGAGCCUGAAUAUAUGUUGGUGACGGAGAGAGGACUGCCCCGACGCAGAGAAUUUGUCAUGCAGGUGUCUGUUGCGGGGCAGACUGCUGAGGGAAUGGGUCCUAGUAAAAAAGUGGCCAAGCGAAAUGCUGCCGAGAAGAUGCUGGAGCUUCUGGGCUUCAAAGUGCCUCAGCCACAACCCCCCAAACCUGCACUUAAAACAGAGGAGAAGCCACCUGCUAAAAAACCUGGAGAUGGACGAAAAGUGACCUUCUUUGAGCCAGGCUCUGUGGAGAAGGCUGCUCUUGUCAACAAGGAUGAAGAUUUCCGAAUGCCCUUCCUUAACCAUCAGCAGCUCCCUGCUGGAAUAUUACCCAUGGUACCCGAGGUGGCACAGGCAGUGGGUGCCAACCAGGGACCCCACGCCAAAGACUACGGUCGCCCAGCUGCUCACAACCCUGCCAAAGCCACAGUAACGGCCAUUAUUGCCAAUGAGCUCCUGUACGCUGGCACAUCCCCGACCGCUGAGGGUAUACUGAAGACUAACAACAACUUGGCACACAGACCUCACGGGCCCCUUACCAGACCAUCCGAACAACUCGGAUACCUGGCUACUGUACAGGGCUUACAGGUUGAAUAUAAAGACUUUCCAAAAAACAACAAAAACGAGUUUGUGUCUCUGAUAAACUGCUCUUCUCAGCCUCCUCUGAUCAGCCAUGGCAUCGGCAAGGACGUGGAGUCUUGCCAUGACAUGGCUGCUCUGAACAUCCUAAAGCUUUUGUCAGAACUUGACCAGCAGUCCAAUGAGCGCACAGCUAAUGGACCAAUGUCAGGGUGCAGCAAACAACACCUAGAGGGCGACCCAUUACUCAAACCGGCUAACUCAAGCAACAUCGGAAAGACUAUAGACAGCACAGUUUAAAAUUAACAAACGGUCGUUUUAUCUGCGAAACACUAGAGAAAAGUCAAAAGCAGAGUUUCAAUUGGCUGCACACAAAGGCCUUGAAUUAAAGCUAAAUGAAAUGAAAAUACUCUAAACUCACAGUUAAAAGUUUAGAGGUUUGAUGUUGAUUAACUGUACACAUGCAUUGAUCAGAUUUUUUUUAACGCAAAGGCUAUGAAAAAGUUCUAGUUUUUCAUCAUAUCCAGUGAAGUGGUGGUUUACUUUUCGUUGUUAAAUGAUACUCGUGACGUUUGACUUGAGUAGACAGGCUCUUUUCUUUGUUGUUUUAAGUGGAUGAAGUCAUGUGUUCAGUGUCAUUUUUUAUGUUUUUAUUAUUAUUGUUUUAAAUGUUGUAUUAUAGAAACCCAGGCAGUGAGUUGGGUUGUUGUUAGCGCUGUUGUGAAGUGCAGUAUAAACCCCACUGAAGGAUAUGAUGAAGCUAUCAAACACAUCUCUGCUGGUUUUUCUCCAGUGCUUUUUAAUUUACUUUUUACGACCAUAACGCAAAACAAAAAUGAUUUGACUUAAGUGUAGAGCGUUUGGUGGAGUAUAGUGUCAUCUGUUUGUGUGCGUGUGAAUGAGAGAGAGCGAGGUGAUAAAUGUACGUUUCAAGCACGAUAAUCUACAGUCUUGACAGUGAAACUGAUGUAUCCUCCUCUCAGUGUUAACCCCGCCCACUCUGCCAGUUGCAACCUUUUCCUCAUGGAAUAUGAAUUAAAUGAUGUGCCACUUGCACAACAACAAAAA
Molecule: messenger RNA, 3194 nt
Organism: Misgurnus anguillicaudatus (oriental weatherfish)
Lineage: Eukaryota; Metazoa; Chordata; Actinopteri; Cypriniformes; Cobitidae
Source: RefSeq, a predicted model, not a curated record